AUGACCCCUUCUACCUCUAGUCUAGAUAUGGUGUUUACCCUUCUUCUCGCGUUCGCUAUUCGAUGGAAGAACUUUGUGUUCUUAUCCCCCUCCCUUAACCACGUCAUUCUCGACUUUUGCCGCCAACUAAUCUUUUCUGUUUACUUGUUUGGGGCUAGCCUCCUUCAUUCUUCUUUGGCUGAUACUCUCAGAGCUAUUUAUGCUGAUGAUAGAGGUCUUGAUUCUUUUGUGCGGUCUAG
Messenger RNA from Ilex paraguariensis (yerba mate), 239 nucleotides. Lineage: Eukaryota; Viridiplantae; Streptophyta; Magnoliopsida; Aquifoliales; Aquifoliaceae. The record is from the annotation of a GenBank genome assembly.